UAUAAACUUAUCACAGUGAUUUGCAUUAGGGGAUUAAAAAGCCAAAUCCUUGUUUAAUUUUCCUUCAUGCACACAUACCUGAAGUAAGACGUGUCGGCAUCCACUGUACACUGAUCAUGGAGGUCAUAAAACCCAUCUUCACCUUCUGCAACCUGUUUGACAAGAUGAAGACCAAUAAAGAGAAUUGUCCCCACAUUUUGAGUAGACUUGAAGCGCUGCAGGAACUAGUGGCGUUCGUCCAACAGAAGGAGCAAUACCAACUCUCUGAGGAUGUGAGCAAAGCUCUGGAGAAACUUAACACCAUUCUGGAAUCAGCGAAGAAGGUGCUCGAAAAAUUCAACAACAUAAAUGUGAUGAUUCACAUGGUGAAAUCCAACAACUACAAAUUAGAGUUCGAGAACCUGAGCAAAAGUCUCACUGAUGCCUUUGUGACCCUCUCUGGGGCUCUGCAUGUCCACCAGGAGAAGAAGCUGGACAAGCUGGAGAGCAAACUGGUCAAACAGAAGAAUAAGAUGGCAGAGCAGGAGAGGAAGCUGGCGGAACAGGAAGACAAGUUAGCAGAGCAGGAGGAGUUACUGCAAAGAGUGGAAUCAAAGUUAGUGUAUGGAAGUAGAGGGUACUACUGUAUCCUGCAGUAAAGGAAUCUUACGGUGAAUUAAUCGCGCUACAUCACCUCCACCACUUGCUUGUCCUGGUGGCAAAGUUCAGAAGCCAAUGAAAAGCUUUCUUGUUAAUCAACCAAAUAUGUUCUCCAGUAUUUUGUGACAAUAAGAAUAAUUCUCAGUUUCUCGGCCUGAUUUGAACAAAAUUCAUUUUGUUGAACUUUAGAAGCCUGCUACGGCACAGCGCUGGAUGAGGCGUCACCUGAAUGAACAGAGGUGAACUUUUAUUGACAGCUGGAACAAAUAUGUCUGAAGGGUUAUUGUUUUAUUGGCAGCAUUCAUUAAACAGGAACACUGUAUAUUUUAUGAUGUCAAGAGGGCGCCAGAUAAAACAAGCUGCGUUCACAACAGUCUUGCUGCCCUGCUGAUGCUGAUAAUGACAAGUUCACUAAUUUUACCAUCAAGCACAUUAUUAAUGACAGAAUUGUGACCCUUGCAACUGCAGAUAUUGCUUUACAGUAAACAUGGUACUGUGUGGUUUUAUCUGUAGUUUGACAUCAGAGUUGUUUUUUUAAAUAUCUUUUUAUAACCCAGCAGGCUCCUUCUUUUCUUGCAUGUGUAGGCUUUCUGCUAUUUUACUUAAUAAUUGUGUGGUUCUUUAGUUUAGUAGUAAGUAUACUAUAUUAUACUUUGUCAUACUUGUUAAUAAUUGAUGAUUAAAUACUGAAAUCACUGUU
Messenger RNA from Micropterus salmoides (largemouth bass), 1339 nucleotides. RefSeq names its product golgin subfamily A member 6-like protein 6. The record is from RefSeq and is a predicted model, not a curated record. The transcript is spliced from 2 exons. NCBI's taxonomy places the organism in Eukaryota, Metazoa, Chordata, Actinopteri, Centrarchiformes, Centrarchidae. Gene Ontology annotation, biological process: cell surface receptor signaling pathway. The coding region runs from base 117 to 638 and encodes 173 amino acids.